Messenger RNA from Budorcas taxicolor (takin), 2670 nucleotides. It is a transcript of the gene PIK3R5, whose product is annotated as phosphoinositide-3-kinase regulatory subunit 5. Bases 1 to 2670 code for a protein of 889 amino acids. The record is from RefSeq and is a predicted model, not a curated record. Gene Ontology annotation, biological process: G protein-coupled receptor signaling pathway; positive regulation of MAP kinase activity. Gene Ontology annotation, molecular function: 1-phosphatidylinositol-3-kinase regulator activity. Gene Ontology annotation, cellular component: phosphatidylinositol 3-kinase complex, class IB. Lineage: Eukaryota; Metazoa; Chordata; Mammalia; Artiodactyla; Bovidae. The transcript has 18 exons.
AUGCAGCAAGGGGCCACGACAUGCACAGAGGACCGCAUCCAGCACGCCCUGGAGCGCUGCUUGCAUGGGCUCAGCCUCAGCCGCCGCUCCACCUCCUGGUCAGCUGGGUUGUGUCUGAACUGCUGGAGCCUGCAGGAGCUGGUGAGCAGGGACCCGGGCCACUUCCUUAUCCUCCUGGAGCAGAUCCUGCAGAAGACCCGAGAGGUCCAAGAGAAGGGCACCUAUGACCUCCUGGCCCCUCUGGCCCUGCUGUUCUACUCCACUCUCCUCUGUACGCCACACUUCCCGCCAGACUCAGACCUCCUUCUGAAAGCAUCCAGAACCUACCACCGAUUCCUGACCUGGCCCGUUCCUUACUGCAGCAUCUGCCAGGAACUGCUCACCUUCAUCGAUGCUGAACUGAAGGCCCCAGGAAUCUCCUACCAGCGACUGGUGAGGGCCGAGCAGGGCCUGUCCACUAGGAGUCACCGCAGCUCCACUGUCACUGUGCUCUUGCUGAACCCAUUGGAGGUGCAGGCCGAGUUCCUCGCCGUGGCCAACCAGCUGAGCACGCCCGGGCCCUCACCGCACAGCACCUACACCACCCUGCUCCUGCACGCCUUCCAGGCCACCUUUGGGCCCCACUGCGACCUGCCGGGUUUGCACUGCAGGCUGCAGUCCAAGACCCUGGCCGAGCUUGAGGACAUCUUCACGGAGACGGCAGAGGCCCAGGAACUGGCAUCUGGCAUCGGGGAUGCUGCCGAGGCCCGCCAGUGGCUCAGGACCAAGCUGCAGGCAGUGGGAGAGAAAGCUGGCUUCCCUGGUGUCCUAGACACCGCCAAACCCGGCAAGCUGCGCACCAUCCCCAUGCCCGUGGCCAGGUGCUACACCUACAGCUGGAACCAGGACAGCUUCGACAUCCUGCAGGAAAUCCUGCUGAAGGAACAAGAGCUGCUCCAACCGGGCAUCCUAGGGGACGACGAGGAUGAGGACGGGGAGGAGGAGGAUGAGGAUGAGGACGAGGAGGAGGAGGACUUGGACAGCGACAGGCACUGUGCCGAGAGGGACUCUCUGCUCUCCACCAGCUCCGCAGCCUCCCGCGACUCCACCCUGUCCCUUGCCUCGUCCCAGGCCUCAGGACCCACCCUCCACCGCCAGCUGCUGACCUCCUUCGUGUCGGGCCUGUCGGACGGCAUGGACAGUGGCUAUGUGGAGGAUAGUGAGGAGAGCUCCUUCGAGAGGCCCAAAAGGCCUGGCAGCCAAGAACGCCGGGGCCACCGCAGGUCCGGACAGAAGUUCAACAGGAUCUAUAAACUCUUCAAGAGCACCAGCCAGCUCGUGCUUCGGAGGGACUCCCGGACCCUGGAGGGCUGCCCGGACAGCACCCUGCCCCUGCGGCGGGCCGGCAGCCUCUGCAGCCCCGUCAGCCCCCUGGACGGCCCGAGGCCCGCCUCCCGGGCCCAGCGCUCACGCUCCCUGCCACAGGCAAAGCUCAGCCCCCCGCUGCCCGGCUGGCUCCUGGCCCCCGCCUCCCGCCACCAGCGCCGCCGCCCCUUCCUGAGCGGGGACGAGGACCCCAAGGCCUCCACGUUGCGAGUCGUGGUCUUCGGCUCCGAUCGGAUCUCGGGGAAGGUGGCCCGAGCAUACAGCAAACUGCGGCGGCUGGAGAGCAACCGUCCGCUCCUCACACGGUUCUUCAAGCUCCAAUUCUUCUACGUGCCCGUGAAGCGGAGCCAAGGAACUGGUGGCUGCACCAGCCCAGCUUCUCCAUGCCAGACGUCCUCCCUCCCCGCAGACUCCCCGAGGCACCCCAGCCCUGCAGAGCUGGGCGCAGCCCCCUGGGGCGAGAGCACCAACGACAUCUCCCACUACCUCGGCAUGCUCGACCCCUGGUAUGAGCGCAACGUGCUGGGCCUCAUGCACCUGCCCCCCGAAGUCCUGUGCCAGCAGUCUCUGAAGGCGGAGUCCCGGCCCCUGGAGGGCUCCCCUGCCCAGCUGCCCAUCCUGGCCGACAUGCUGCUCUAUUACUGCCGCUUCGCUGCCCGCCCGGUGCUGCUACAGGUCUAUCAGACCGAGCUGACCUUCAUCACCGGGGAGAAGAUGACAGAGAUCUUCAUCCACUCCCUGGAGCUGGGUCACUCUGCUGCCACGCGUGCCAUCAAGGCUUCAGGUCCUGGCAGCAAGCGGCUGGGCAUUGACGGUGACCGGGAGGCCGUCCCGCUAACACUACAGAUUAUCUACAGCAAGGGGGCCAUCAGCGGACGCAGUCGCUGGAGCAACAUGGAGAAGGUCUGCACCUCUGUCAACCUCAGCAAGGCCUGCCGGCAGCAGGAGGAGUUAGACUCUAGCACAGAGGCCCUGACGCUGAACCUGACAGAAGUGGUGAAAAGGCAGAACCCUAAAUCUAAGAAGGGCUUCAACCAGAUUACCACGUCGCAGGUCAAAGUGGACAAGGUGCAGAUCAUCGGCUCUAACAGCUGCCCCUUUGCUGUGUGCCUGGACCAGGACGAGCGGAAGAUCCUGCAGAGUGUGGUCAGGUGCGAGGUCUCGCCCUGCUACAAGCCUGAGAAGAGCAACCUCUGCCCCCAGCCCCAGAAGCCCUCCCACCCACCGGCGCAGGGGCAGACCACGCCUGACCUCUGCUCCCUGCUCUGUCUGCCCAUCAUGACCUUCAGCGGAGCUCUGCCCUAG